UCCGAUGUUUCUUCUUUCUUUUCGUUUUAUUUUCUCCCCCUGUCGUUAUUAUUCUCUCUUUUUCGUUUUCUCUCCCAUGUCUCCUGUCCUCUUGGAAGCAACUCCCUUUCAUGCCAAAAGGGCCAGGAGUGCCAAUGUGUCCAAUGGACCAUCCAGGACCAGGACAUUACUCCUUGCUGGGGAGGAGGAGGGUGGAGCAGAAGAGCAGCUCAAAGGAGCGUGGAUCGGUCGGGGAGAAGAGUGGCUGCUCCUGUCUCGAUUGGACCAAUGAGUCUGUGGGAAUUUGUUAGCUAAAAUUUCCAGAGGGUGAGAAAAGAGGACAAUACUCACAGUUGAGACGCAGG
Molecule: messenger RNA, 344 nt
Organism: Phialemonium atrogriseum
Lineage: Eukaryota; Fungi; Ascomycota; Sordariomycetes; Cephalothecales; Cephalothecaceae
Exons: 1
Coding region: 5-271 (88 amino acids)
Source: RefSeq, a predicted model, not a curated record